GGAGAAUACACAGCUCAUAGAGUGCACACAUAGUAGCUUUGCAAGCAGCCCUAGCAGCGCCAUCGCCAGACUGGAGCAAAUUUUUUCUUCUCUUAUCGUCGCCGCGUCUUGCUUCAGCAGAAAAGGGUGCAGACGAAUAGGACCUGUCCACGAAACUAUGCAUAUUUUUCCCAUCACUAUCCUGACGAAAUCGGAAGAAAGGAUUGUGUGUGCAAAAACUUGGUGUGUGUAAGCGCUGUGCUUGUGGGAACAGUGGCUGGAAGUAAUAAACGCAAGUCUGCUGGCGAAAAGGUGUGAUCGCCGGAAGUGAUGUCCUCAGUAAAGCGUGGAUUUAUUCGGGAGUUCGCGAGUGCAAGAUCAAAUACAUUUAAUACAAAGAUAACAUAUUUAAUAACCGGAGAAACUGGUAACCUUGCUGAAUCAGAACCGACUAAUUCUUCUAGUGACCGUAGCGCGGCGCUUCAGGCAAACUGUUUCGAUGUCAAAAUGUGAAUAAACAUUACGCAGCGCUAGUAAUAAAGUUAUAAUUUGACGAAUUCAAUUAUAAAGCAGCAUGAUCAGUGAAUUCAAAUAAAAAACUAUCAAGUGGCAAACGUGGCAAAGCUUUUUUUUUAACAAACGUAAAGUUUAACCUUCGCUUCGUUGGUGGGGUGUAAGUUUCCCGCCGAUACGCAAGUUCGAAACAGCAACGGAAUGACGGCACUGACAGUUCACUUGCCGUUGACAAGCUCCAGCGGACAGCCCAACUGCGUUCGAACAAAAAUGGGCAGUGUCACUUCGACAGAAAAUGGCGUCUGCCAACUUUUUGGAGGAAGCUCUUAAAUCAGAUGUCGAUGAAUCCGCGGUGAAUGCGAUCGUCGGAACGCUAGAAAACCAGUUGGACCAAUCUAGUGCGGACCAGGUGCAACAAGUCGCGAAAAAUUUCGAGUGCGGAAACAGUGGGAAUAGUUUAAAUAGUGAAAUUGUGUCAAAUGGAGGAGCGACCCCCAUUUAUAGCUCAGUGCAACAGCAGCAGAAACACAGUAAUCAUGGUGUUACCAAUGGUGAAAUCGUAUCCAAUGUUAUGAACAGCAACGGCAACAAUAAUAACAACAUCAACAGUAAAACAUACUUCAUUUCCUCUAGUGUCGGUCAGAACGUGAUCAAUAGUGUAGGUUCUGGGGCUACGACCGUGGUUGUCGGCAAAAAUAUUACCGCUUCGGCCGCCGGAAUUCCACCGUCGUCUACGCCUCCUGCCUUAAUAAAGACUGUGCCGACAGUUUCCUCCUCUUCCGGGAUUAGCAUCAUCAGUAACCAGAUUGUAGUGUCCGCCGGUGGUCAACCGCCGCCACCGUUCAACGUCCCAACCAGCAACAACAAUAACAACUCGCAGUAUCAGUCUAACAUGCCAAAGAAUGAACCUGUAAAGUUGGUGUAUCCUUCUCCUGGAGGUGGUACAGGGACGCCAAAUGCCGGGACCCAGGCGGUACUCAACAUGAACAACAAUCGUGUAACGCUCACCUCGACGUCACUGCCCAACGGAACGAUUUCGUUGACGCAGACCCCACAGCUGAUCCAAACCGGUGGAGCAGGGGGAAAAACCACGAUACAAGCCACCGGCCAGCCGGGCAAUCCCGGCCAGCACCAGGGGCAAACACUCAUUAUCAAAAACCAGCAAACCGGGGCCGUGAUGAAUACCGGGGCGCCCGGAAUAGUUACGAUGACAAAACCGAUCAACAAUCAGGCAACACAAAAUAUUGUCGGUUUACCGGCUGGUGUACAAAUUGUAAAUGUUAGACCUGGCGCACCACCCACGCAAGCACAACAAAAAACUGUUGCCGCUGUAUCACCUAGAGUUGUUAUUGGUAGUCAGCAAAUAGUUAGUACUAGACCACCAAACGCAAACGCUAUCACACUAAGUGCCCUUCAAGGACAGCCGGGUUCGACGCUGCUGCUGAAGAAUGAGCAGGGCCAAUUUCAGCUUCUACGGAUCGGGCCGGCACCGGCCGGCGCCCAGAUUACACCCGCCAAUUUAACCGCAACGUCGGCGACGAAUCAGACGAUACGGUUGCAAACAGUCCCAGCUGUAAGUAGGUUUACCGGUCCUCCAUUAGCCCUCCGCAAGACCAUUGUCACCACGCAACAGGUGAAACAGAAGCAAAAUCAGCCGAUUUCGUCCGGUUCAGGUACGAUCAUCGUCAACUCCCAAUCCAUCACCAACACCCCGACCAGCUAUGUAACAACGCAAUCCACUCCGGUAGCCUCUGUGGCGCCGGUGCCGGCACUGGCAGCUCAGCAGCACAUUACCAUCUCAACAGCGCAGUCUCCAGCGUCGGCCGUUGCCACCGGGCAGCCGACGGUUGUGGCCACCCAGCAUCCCCAGACUACUGUCAUGACAACCCAACAACCACAGCAACCUCAGCAGCUCGGAAGUGGUGGCCAGCAGGCAACCCAAACAGUCGUCGUGACGACUACGACCGGCCAAACCGCGCAGCAACGCAACUCGUUAGAUAAUACCAAAGAAAAAUGCAGGAAGUUUCUCACCAAUCUCAUCGAGCUCUCGAAGCGGGAACCCAAACCGGUGGAAAAGAACGUACGGACGCUCAUCCAGGAACUGGUCGACGCCAACGUCGAACCGGAAGAAUUUUGCGAAAGGCUAGAGCGACUACUCAACGCGAGCCCGCAGCCAUGUUUGAUCGGUUUCUUAAAGAAAAGUUUACCACUUUUACGACAAUCGCUCGUAACGAAAGAGAUCACGAUUGAGGGCAUCAACCCUCCUUCGGCAAAUGUGGCAUUCUCUGGUUCACCCCUUACCCAAAUACCUGCCCAAAUUCGUCCGGUAACCCAAACCAUCGUGACACAGAACAGCAUGGUGGGUCAGACGCAAAUCCGGAUGCUUACGACGCAAUCGAGCGGAACCACUGUACCCCGAAUUGGCCAAACGACGAUACGUCCGGCCGCCCCGGUGCGGAUACAAACGCCCAUACAACAGCACCAAACAACCACCAGCGUGCCGCGGCAAAUCACGACUCAACACAUACGACCGAACGCGACGGCCACCGUAGGACAUACCACCAUUGUGCAAACAAGCCAACAGCUGCCUCAAACGAUCUCAACGACGCCCCCAGCGCUGUUACCGAUUCGCGCUCCGGCUGGUACGGCGAUAACGCGUACGCCAGCGACGCUACAGAUCCGUGCAACGACGCCGGUUGUAUCGCGUACCGUCGCCACCAACAACAAUGCUGCUAGUGGCAACACGACCGUAACCACCAAGACAAUCCGUGGGCAAUCGCCUGCCGUAGUUUCAGUGGCAGCUGCUGCAGCAGCAGCGGCCGCUGCGGCUUCCGGUUCGGCCGCAACGCAGGUUAAACAGGUUACAGCACUAAGUAACAGCAAUAUGGUCGUAGCAGCAACGUCCGCCGUGGCCUCUCCACCAACAGCUCCCGGAACACCGGGGCUAGUGGUGACUGGCACGCAGCCGUUGCCAGCGCUAGCACUUAGUUCUUCAGCGGCUGCUGCCGUUGCCACCUUGAAUAAUGCUAACAAUAGUAGUCACUCUACUAGUAUAAUUAGUACAAGUAUCCCUUCAGCGACGACGGUGGUGGUCAGUUCAGGGCCUGCUACUGCAGCGGGCAGUAACAACACCACCGGAAACCAUAGUACCAGUAGCAAUACUGCACAUAUUAUGAACACUAGCAGCUCUUCCACAGUUACAGUUUCUCAUAACAAGACCAGUGUGGGUACGAAAUCACAGAACUCGUCGGCGGGCGCCAAAAAGAAAGCGAGCGCAAGCUCCGCCGCGGGUUCCGCCGAUUCGGCCGAUCCAUCUGCGGCGGCAAAGAAAGCGGCUGCUUCAAUGCAAUCUUCUUUUUACCAGCAUCACGUGUCUUCAUCGAUGUAUGGGGAUGACGAUAUCAACGACGUUGCGGCAAUGGGUGGUGUCAAUCUAGCGGAGGAAACCCAGCGGAUUCUCGGCUCGACAGAGUUUGUGGGGACGCAGAUCCGAUCGUGUAAGGAUGAGGUGUUUUUGCAUUUGCCCGCACUCCAGGCCAAAAUUAGGAGUAUCAUCGCGAGGCACGGACUGGAGGAACCUAACAGCGAGGUCGCGGUGUUGAUAUCGCAUGCCUGCCAAGAACGGCUGAAAAACGUUGUGGAGAAGCUGGCGGUGAUUGCGGAGCAUCGAAUCGAUAUUAUUAAGGUUGAUCCCCGUUAUGAGGUGACGAAGGAUGUUCGAGGGCAGAUCAAGUUCCUAGAAGAGUUGGACAAAGCGGAACAAAAGCGACACGAAGAACAGGAGCGAGAAAUGCUUAUGAGGGCAGCCAAAUCCCGAUCGAAGACGGAAGAUCCCGAACAGGCUAAAUUGAAAGCAAAGGCGAAAGAAAUGCAGCGAGCGGAGAUGGAAGAGCUACGUCAACGAGACGCUAAUCUGACUGCCUUGCAAGCCAUUGGACCGCGGAAAAAGCCCAAGCUGGAGGAAGGUGCAACUGCGCCAGUAACCCCAGGGGCCUCUGGAAUCGGUGUCGUCAGUGGGAAGGCUUCCACCUCGCUCAGACCUCGUAUCAAGAGGGUGAAUCUGCGUGAUAUGCUGUUUUAUCUGGAGCAAGAGAAGGAGAGCUGCAGAAGUCAAAUGCUCUAUAAGGCCUACCUCAAGUGAUCGAUUGUGGUACGAGUGGUGAUAACGUUCAUGAUGAUGCUAAUGAUGAUAACAGUCAUUUUCCGCUGAGGUGUCAGCCGUUGCAUGCAACAACGAUCGGAAAUGGCUUGGAGCAUACUGCCGAUAAACGAUAGUGAUCCCGAAGGACCAACGGUUCGGUUCUUUUCAUCUCGAAUGGGUUGUUUUAGAUCCAAGAUCAACGAGGCUCCACCGUUGACCUGGCGAUGGGGGAGGCAAAAGUGUCCAAUUCAUGCAUCGUUUCAUGUUAUAAUGUCAGAUGUAGAACUAGGAGUGUGACAUCGUGGACCGCGCGGAGACGACACGGGAUGAAAGAGUGCGGUGACCAUCUGGACAUAAAUGUUUGUGUGAGUUCUUAGGGAAUUUUGUACAUAGUUAUUUUCAAUGGAUAUAUUAGGGAGCGAGCGCGUGAGAAAGAAAAAGAAAUAGUAAGCAGUUUCGGUUAAUUUAUGAGCGUGAGCUGUUUUCUAUGUUUUAUUUAAAUUUUACAACACAGUAAAACCGAAAUAAAGUCUGUACAGAGAAUUAACAUAAUGUGAACCACACGAACGCGUCUAGGUUUUAAGUCUAAGAAGAAAAAAGAAAUUAGGUCUGAAAUAAUAAGAGCUACAAAUGAGUAAAUAAUUUUGAAUCCUUUAGAGGGGCCCCCGUGGUCUGUGCGAAUGUGACCGCCUGCGAACAUUGUUUUUGUUUGAUUUUACUUUUUAAAACCUAUAUCAACCAGAGAAAAAAUAAUCUAAAAAAAAAUUACAAUGACGAUCCAAGUUAGGAAGUAAAACGCUAAAAUUGUAACUAGAAAAAAAAUUCUUAUAUCAAAAGGUAAAAACAUUGUGGAAAAUUCGGAUAUGUUAAAGGUUGAAUUGACAAACUGUCAAUGAGUAACAAGCUUUCUUUGUGAUUAUAUCACUAAAAUUGAAAAUUAAAAAAGCUUAUUGUUUAUAAAAAAUCAAGAAAAAAACCCUAUUAUUUAUGUUUAGAGUCUUUUCAUUCGAGUUUAAUUUAAUGAAAUGAAUCCUUCGAUGGUAUAAAACAGAAAAUGCUAAGGAAAGUUCAACAAUAGAGAUACCUUUUCUUAUAAAAAUAAAUUCUAAAAGAAAAUUUAAACGUCCGAAUUCAGUGUUGGAACUAAAAGAAACUCAAUGAAUUUUGAUGAUUAUUCCCUACUAAGCUAUGAUAAUUCUAAAAUGUUCAUAAGUUUUUUUUCAAUUUAGGGAGAUCAUAAAAACGAUAAAAGAGAAAACGAGCUUCAAAGUUAUUUGUUCGCU
Messenger RNA from Toxorhynchites rutilus septentrionalis, 5916 nucleotides. RefSeq names its product transcription initiation factor TFIID subunit 4 (gene Taf4). The record is from RefSeq and is a predicted model, not a curated record. NCBI's taxonomy places the organism in Eukaryota, Metazoa, Arthropoda, Insecta, Diptera, Culicidae. Gene Ontology annotation, cellular component: transcription factor TFIID complex. Gene Ontology annotation, molecular function: protein heterodimerization activity; DNA binding; RNA polymerase II general transcription initiation factor activity. Bases 788 to 4633 code for a protein of 1281 amino acids. The transcript has 11 exons. Gene Ontology annotation, biological process: transcription initiation at RNA polymerase II promoter; DNA-templated transcription.